This is a messenger RNA of Pipistrellus kuhlii (Kuhl's pipistrelle), 939 nucleotides long. Its product is annotated as olfactory receptor 6C75-like. The transcript has a single exon. Gene Ontology annotation, cellular component: membrane. Gene Ontology annotation, biological process: G protein-coupled receptor signaling pathway. The record is from RefSeq and is a predicted model, not a curated record. Gene Ontology annotation, molecular function: olfactory receptor activity; G protein-coupled receptor activity. The coding region runs from base 1 to 939 and encodes 312 amino acids. Lineage: Eukaryota; Metazoa; Chordata; Mammalia; Chiroptera; Vespertilionidae.
AUGGGAAAUCAUACAUCCUGGAAAGUGUUUAUCCUAGCAGGUUUGACUGAUGACCCACAAUGGAAAGUUGUGUUAUUCAUCUUCCUGCUUCUCAUUUACAUGCUAAGCAUCACCGGCAAUCUGAUUAUCAUCACACUCACCCUGGUGGAUAUUCACCUCAAGACCCCCAUGUAUUUUUUCCUUCGGAAUUUUUCCUUUUUAGAAAUCUCCUACACUAGUACAUGCAUUCCUAAGUUUUUGCUUACUAUUGCAACAGGGGACAAAACCAUUUCCUAUAAUUGUUGUUACACUCAGGCGUUUUUUGCCUUCCUUUUUGGAGCAUCUGAAUUUUACUUGCUGGCAGCCAUGUCCUAUGACCGCUAUGUUGCCAUCUGUAAGCCCCUGCAUUACACAGUUAUCAUGAGCAAUAAAAUCUGCACACAGCUUGUCCUCAGUUGUUGGCUUGCUGGCUUUUUUGUCAUCUUUCCACCGCUCAUCUUAGGCCUGGACCUUGACUACUGUGACUCCAAUAUUAUUGAGCAUUUCUACUGUGACUCCACUCCUGUUAUGCAGAUAUCCUGCACAGACACAGGGACUCUUGAGCUGAUGGGAUUCAUCUCUGCUUUGGUGACACUUUUGGUCACAUUGAUAUUGGUGAUACUAUCAUAUGCCUUUAUUGCCUUGACCAUUUUAAAAUUCCCUUCAACUAGUCAGAGGACAAAAGCUUUUUCAACAUGUUCUUCUCACAUGAUUGUGAUAUCCAUUUCUUAUGGCAGCUGUAUUUUCAUGUAUGUUCAGCCAUCCGUCAAACAAAAGGUAUCUUUUUCCAAGGGAAUUUCCGUGCUCAAUACUUCAGUUGCACCACUUUUGAACCCUUUCAUCUACACUUUACGGAACCAACAAGUGCAAAAAGCCUUCAUGACUAUGAUCCACAGGGUUAUAUUUUUCUUAAAGAAAUGA